UUAUUAUUAUUAUUAUUAUUAAAUUUGUGCUUUUUUAUGUAAUUUUAAUAAAUUUAUAUUUAUGGAAAUGGAAAGUAAGGAGGAUAAUAAGAAUCAUGAUUCCGGUACAGUUACCGUUCCACCGGCGGCGGUGGCGGUGGCCGGAGAGUUAAAUUUCGGUAGGUUAACGGCGGCGCCGCCGUUGAAAAAGAGGGGAAGACCGAGGAAGUAUGGAACGGACGGGAAACCGACGGCGACGUUAUCUCCGAUGCCGAUAUCGGCCUCGAUUCCGAUCACCAGAGACUAUUCCAGCUGGAAACAUAGUCAAGGGAAUAACAAGCUUUUAUCAGAAAUUAAAAGGAAACAGAAAUUGGAGUUUAGCUCACCAGCUGUAGGUGAGCAAACUUCAUAUUCAGUUUGCAUGAAUUUUACACCUCAUGUGCUUACAGUUCGUUCUGGAGAGGAUGUUAAUAUGAAGAUCAUAUCAUUUGCUCAACAAGGUGGAAGAGCUAUUUGUAUUCUUGCUGCAAAUGGUGCAAUUUCAAAUGUUACACUUCGUCAGCCUGACUCUUCUGGAGGUACUUUAACAUAUGAGGGUCGUUUUGAUAUUCUUUCUUUAUCCGGAUCAUUCAUGUCUAAUAAUAAUGGGGGAGCAAUCGGUAUAUCUGGUGGAAUGAGUGUUUCGUUAGCAGGCCCUGAUGGGCGUGUUUUGGGUGGAGGUCUUUCUGGUAUGCUAGUCGCCGCUGGUCCUAUUCAGGUCAUACUUGGAAGCUUUCUUCCCAGCCACCAACAUGAGCAGCAAAACCCCAAGAAAUCAAGAUUCGAACCGAUACCCGCCAUCUCACCUCCUAGUAUUGCUUCCACGCCUAUAUAUAAAGAAACAACCGCUAGGGGUAAUGGAGAUGAAUCCAAAAUAAGCUUUACGCUCACAACCCCAGUAGAAAAUAGCGGAUCUUUACAUGCGUCUGAAGCUAAGGUUAUCAACACAUCACCCUUUGAAGUUUCUUGCUGAUCAAAUACCACGUGUAUCAGGUUCUUUGUUAGCUGACUUCGGGGUCGCCAUAUUUAGGAAGUCACUUGACUAGUUAUUCUUGUUAUUAGUCUUAAAUUUAGGGUGUUGUAUUAAGUUAGUGCAUUCAAAUUGUUGUGAUUUGCUAUUAUGUGUAUACAACUUCCAAACUUGCUAUUGUAUGUAUUGUAUCUCAUAUUACUUGUAAACCGGUAGUGUGACAUGGCAAGUGACAACUUAUAUUGCUGCCAUGGUAGAAAAAUACCGGUCACUCUGUGAAGAUCUACAAGCAGAUAGAUAUAGUAGACAUAAUUAAAAGAUUUGAUACAUGCUAAGCAAAUUUGGAAGUUGGAUAUAGAUAAUAGUUUUUAGUACAUGACAAGUUGGAUACAUUUUUGUGCUCCCAGCACUUCGAAAUUUGUUACUUUUGGUAGGCAUGUGUUAAUUAGCGGUGUAUGAUGAUGGGAAAUGGAUGUUAAGUUUAUGAUU
Molecule: messenger RNA, 1477 nt
Organism: Erigeron canadensis
Lineage: Eukaryota; Viridiplantae; Streptophyta; Magnoliopsida; Asterales; Asteraceae
Product: AT-hook motif nuclear-localized protein 6-like
Exons: 5
Coding region: 62-991 (309 amino acids)
Molecular function (GO): minor groove of adenine-thymine-rich DNA binding
Source: RefSeq, a predicted model, not a curated record